Scatophagus argus is the source of this 3652-nucleotide messenger RNA. Its product is annotated as regulator of G-protein signaling 8-like. The record is from RefSeq and is a predicted model, not a curated record. Bases 321 to 845 code for a protein of 174 amino acids. Lineage: Eukaryota; Metazoa; Chordata; Actinopteri; Scatophagidae. The transcript has 5 exons.
UGUGGAAACAAAGCCCUGUUCCACCUCCGUCUCUCUCUGAUUCCUCCCCCCUCUGCUUCUGCCUCCAUCCAUCUCCACUGCCCCCCACCCCCCGAUUUCACGCCACUGAGCAUGCCGCGUGUAGCUCCCACUCGCUGGCAUCACAAACGCUAGAUAUCUUCAGUUCUGAGCUGUGCAGAUUCAUAGAAAUACACACCAGUGUUUGCUAGACGGAGGCUGCGUUCUGGCGAAACACAGGCUGGGGAGAGGCAGUGAUAAGAAAGAAGGAGAGGAAGAGUCCAGCAGCUCAGUACACACCGGACUCAAGCAGGAUCAGCACCAUGAAGACCAGACUAGGUUGCCUGUCCAACAAAUCUGACUCUUACAGCGACUUCUCUGAGUUCCUGCCUCCUGCCCAUGAAACCACAGCCAGGUGUCUGAAACUAUCAACGGAUGAGGUCGUUCGAUGGUCAGAAUCGUUGGAUCACCUUCUCUCCCACAAAUAUGGCCUGGCUGCCUUCCGGACAUUUCUGAAGAGCGAGUUCAGUGAUGAAAAUAUCGAGUUUUGGAUGGCCUGCGAGGAGUACAAAAAAAUCAAGAGCUCAACAAAGCUUGUAUCAAAAGCAAACAAGAUCUUUAAGGAAUUCAUUGAUAUUCAGGCACCAAGAGAGGUAAACAUCGACUACCGCACCAGAGAAAAAACCAGGCAGAGUCUGGAGGAUCCGUCCCCUGCCAGCCUCAAUGAAGUCCAGGCUAAAAUCUACAGCCUCAUGGAGAGAGACUCCUACCCACGAUUCCUCAGGUCCAAGAUGUACCAGGACAUGGUCAACAGGGCUCAUGCACAAGGACAGCGGAGGUCCGUUUAACGCAAUCUGAAGCUCACAGAGGGAGUAGAACUGGACCUGUACUGUAAAUCAUCCAUUAACCCUGUGACAUCAUCUCUGAAUACUGUGAAUCUGCGAGGAUGGACCGACAUGCUUGACUGUUUCCUUUUGUUGACACCAGCUCCAUGCAUGCAAUCCCUCUCGAAAAGAGGUGUCUUAGUGGACAACACUGUACAAUACUGAGAAAGACUGGAUGGGGAUAAGUUAAUAGUUUUACCUCUACUUGGUGCUGGGCGAUACCUGGAAUAAUAAGAAACGACCGUAUGAUGUGAUGACUACAUUUAUCAGAAUACACACAUUCCUGUUUAUAUUCUUUUAAAUGCAUCAUAAAAUCAGACAUUUAGCACAUUAUCAUGUAUCACCUACUGGUUUAACUAAAAACAUUUAGAAUUAAACCUACUCAUUAAACUUUUUAAACUAUACCACAUGGGCCUCUCCAGACCUUGCCACAAACAGGCUGGUGAGAAGAUUCCUCAGUCAAACUGAAACACACUCAAUGAAAUGAGUCACGCAGUGAACAUAUUCUUUAUCGCCCAGCACUAGCUCUACUUAUCUUCUGCUCUUUGUGAGACAGACACCGUGGUACGCAGGCAACUCCACUUGUUGUUGUAGUUUGUGUGUUUAAACCGAACAAUAAAGUGAGUGAACACUUAAUAUCUGAAACUGUGCUAAACUUGACUGCACUUAGAUAUUAUAAUCCAGUGUAUUGUCAACUCUUGCAGGUAUUCUAUGUGACAUUAAAAUGCAGAAUACAGUGAAGGGUUGGGUUCAUUUUUGCUUUCAGUUCAGGAUGUGGAAAGGCGCUACAGUCCCUGAGCUUGUUCCACUGUAUGUGGUACACAACACAUCCUGUUGUUGUACCAAUCAUUUCAUGGCUGCCAAGGAUUCUGCAGUAAUUGUCAUUCAUAUCUUUUCAGGUGGACUUGAUUGAAGCCAUGCUAUUGAACUACUGAACUCAGUGGCAGUAGUACCUUUGGAUAGAUUGGCCAAAUAACUCAUUAUUUGUAUGACAUUUUGAAGUGCUGGCAAAAAGUAGCUAAAAUAUUUCACUAAAAUGGAAAUCACAGUUGAUUUGUGUAACUAAAAUGCAUUUAAAAUGUACAAUAUAAUCAGUCAGUACUUCAAUACUCUGCAUAUUAAACAUCAGUGUCCCAAUCCUGCAAACUGAGAGCAAGCCCAACCCCCACAGAAUCUGUUCUGAGUUUAAAAAGAAAAAGGUGUUGUGCAGAUUUUAGAAGUUAUUUUUAGCAUGAUGCAAUCCUCAGAAUAACUAUUUAUAUGUACAGUAUGUUAAGACUGCAAAAAAAACAACCUAAAUCUAGAAUAUGUCACUGACAUUAAAAUGUGUUUGACGUGUUCCCUCAGCAUUUGCACUCCUCCUUUAAACCAAGGUGACUGAAAAGAUUUCCUGAGUAUUUCAGGAGGGCCAAUAUUUUCUUUAUUGCAUGUGUACCUUUAGGCCAAACUUGGCUGCCAACAUAUCACCCUAUAUGCUGUGGUACUGUGUUCCUCACGAAUGUGACCUCCCCCCACUAUAUUUUGUGAUUAAAAAUGAAUCUGCAUCCUUAUUGUGUGCACUGCGUGACUUCAUUCUCAUGAUGCAAAAAGGGUAUUACAGCGAUGAAAAUGCAUUCAUCCACUCAUCAGACAGAUUGACCUCGAUUCCAGUGCCAUUUCAUAACAGCAAGGAAACAAGACAUAAAUACACAAUACACAAUAAAUAAUCUUACAAAUGAAAACCCAACCCUGAAUCUGGGCUGAUUCAUCAUUCUAUUGCAAAAUUCAUUUUUGGACAAGAGAUUUAGGAUUGUAACGUCUGUGUUCCCAUUCUACAGGGAUAAAUAGCAGGCGAGGAACGUAAUGAAAACAACGGGCUGAACAAAGUGAAAUCGCAGGGACUCGGAGUCUAAAACUUUACAUUUAGUCGCAUCCUCGGUCAGACGCUGCCGCUGCUUUAACUGCGAUGAGUCACAGAAAGUAAGAGAAUGACUAAAAACAGAACAACCAACAUUCUAUUUCCAUCUGCUCACAAGAAAACCACAGCUCCUUGCUAGUAUCUGGGGCACCAGUGGGAUGGACUCGCCCAUGUGACAUUGCACAUCCAUUAACUUUGCUGCUGUUGUCGAUGUAUUAGUCACUCAGGGAAUGAGGAGCAGGGCGAAUGUGGGACAGCGUCCUGCUCGCUAGACACAACACAUCUAUCUGGGCCAGCACACUGCAAACACACACACCUCGCUGUGGAAGAGAUUGCAAGCCGAGCGUGGACUCCUGUCUGUGGCGAUGAAAGUGCCAAGCGCACUGAACAGAGAGCGAGUAACCCAUGUGUAGGUGCUGCUGCCUUUUCGUUGGGAUCAGUUAUCAGUGCUGAUGCUGCCCUGCUGUCACUCCGUCUUUCACAUGGGCCUCCGUCCAGUGGCAGCGCUCGGCUGUGCAAGUCUCACAACGAUUUGAAAAGCCUUUUUAUGGCCACAGUGUUUAAAGUAAAAAAAACUUCUUCUUUUAACUGAUUUUAUACAAAGACAGAAGAAGAUUGGAUUGUUUUUAACUGACGGCAGCUAAUGUAAAACACGAUUUUAUAUUGAUAGAAGUGUCUUUGUCAGUCCAUCCCCUUGUUUCUCUCCUCUCCUACAACUGCACCUCUCUGUCUCCAUCUCUCUGGAUCUUUCCGGUCUCUAUCAAUAGUAAACACAGUACCCAUGGUGCAGCGCUGCCCUGAUCACUAUGGAUCACAGGGAGGACGAGAAGGACAGUUGAUUACUCGUCCUGUUCGUCUCUGAGACAAACAACAG